AGGAGGAGGAAGAGAGUAGGUUCCUCCUCCCACACAAAAGCACACAGUUUUACUAUAUACGCGACGCAACGAUGGGUACCCAUCGAUGACAGAAUGUUGAUAGCUGUAAAUCCUGUAAUGAUUGCCCACCGUUUUACAAAUUACAGUCUCAGAUUCUCAAGGCCCUUUGUUUGCAGGGUUUUGAUGGUUUGGAAAUGAAGGUGCAGAAGAAUUGUUCGAUCUUUCACAAACAGCAUAAAAUCCCAUGUGCACAGUGUGGGGGAUUCUUGUCAUCCUCCACAAAAUCGUCUGGUUUUCUGUCGGUUGAUUGUUUUCACACUCCAUUGAUCUCCAAAGUUUUACCAUUUUUGUUGUGAUAGAUUUUGCAGAGAAGUGAGGGGAAAGUGCUCUGUAUCUCCAACGGUUGGCUUCUUCUUCGGCUACAUUUGUCCCUGGCGAGAGCGGCCGUGGAUCGUGAGUGAUUCUGCGGGGAUUCCUUCACAAGCUGGCAGCGUGGGAAAGGUUCUCCCAUACUUAUUUUGUUUCAAUCUGAAAUCUGCACGCCAAGUUCUGAGUCCUUGCCGUGUUUCCACUGUGAAAUGAAAUGGCGAGGAACAAUGGAAAGCACGCAUCGAAGAAACUGGUCUUUCUCUUGUCAUGCGCAGGGCUUCUUGGAGUUGCUCUAAUCGCAGAUUUCCUCUGGGCUUCAUCUUCUUCUCUCUCUACUGCUUAUUCGUCCCUUGCCUCCAAUUGGGUACUCGAGAAAUCUGCGACUGUAGUCGUCCCCAAGGUAAAACAAACGAAAUCUGUUAAGAGCAAGAAUGUUACUCAUGAUCCAAGAAUCUUGUCGGGAACUUUUGCGGAUUUACCUGGACCUGAGCUAAAAUGGGAGAAGAUGGCACCUGCACCUGUACCUCGUUUAGAUGGGGCAGCAAUUCAGAUUAAAAACCUUCUUUUUGUGUUUGCCGGAUACGGUACCAUUGACUAUGUGCAUUCACAUGUUGAUAUCUACAACUUUACGGACAAUACAUGGGGUGGAAGGUUUGAUAUGCCAAAAGAAAUGGCACAUUCACAUUUAGGAAUGGUGACGGAUGGGAGAUACAUUUAUAUUGUGUCAGGGCAAUAUGGUCCGCAAUGCAGAGGGCCUACAUCUCGUACUUUUGUGCUGGACACAGUAACGAAACAAUGGCGGGACAUGCCCCCAUUACCUGUACCUAGGUAUGCCCCAGCAACUCAGCUUUGGAGGGGCAGACUUCACGUAAUGGGUGGCAGCAAGGAGGAUCGUCAUGAACCUGCAGUAGACCAUUGGAGCAUUGCAGUUAAAGAUGGCAAAGUGUUAGAGAAAGAAUGGCGGAGUGAAAUACCCAUUCCUCGUGGGGGACCUCACAGGGCUUGUAUUGUGGUUGAUGAUAAGCUGAUGGUAAUUGGUGGUCAAGAGGGUGAUUUUAUGGCCAAACCUGGAUCACCUAUUUUCAAAUGCUCUCGAAGGAAUGAGGUUGUAUAUACUGAUGUUUAUGUGCUGGAUGAUGAGAUGAAGUGGAAAACAUUGCCUCCAAUGCCAAAGCCUAACUCCCAUAUAGAGUUUGCAUGGAUUCUUGUGAACAAUUCUAUUUUGAUUGUUGGAGGCACAACAGAAAAGAACCCUGUGACGAAAAGAAUUAUCCUUGUUGGAGAAGUUUUCCGUUUCAAUUUAGAUACAUUGAAAUGGUCAAUUUAUGGGAAGAUGCCUUAUCGCGUAAAAACCACUCUGGUGGGUCUCUGGGAUGGUUGGUUAUACUUCACAUCUGGACAGAGAGACAGAGGACCAGAUGAUCCACAGCCAAGGAAAGUUGUCAAAGAUAUGUUUAGAACCAAGUUGCACUUGUGAUUUUUUUCUUAGUCAGCAAUUCUAAGUAUAACCAGAGGUUUGGUUUAUUCCUUUUUUCAUUUUUUGGGUCCUAGUCAAGUGAGUACUUGACCGAUUGUAGCAUAUGUGGCUUAUAGAGGAAUCUCACCUUCCCUGUUUUUUCAUAGUCAAUUCACUGCCUGCAGCAUAGCGGUUAUAUGGAA
Messenger RNA from Macadamia integrifolia, 2028 nucleotides. Its product is annotated as kelch repeat-containing protein At3g27220-like. The record is from RefSeq and is a predicted model, not a curated record. Bases 584 to 1846 code for a protein of 420 amino acids. The transcript is spliced from 8 exons. Gene Ontology annotation, molecular function: protein binding. NCBI's taxonomy places the organism in Eukaryota, Viridiplantae, Streptophyta, Magnoliopsida, Proteales, Proteaceae.